Macrosteles quadrilineatus (aster leafhopper) is the source of this 1002-nucleotide messenger RNA. Its product is annotated as S-phase kinase-associated protein 1. NCBI's taxonomy places the organism in Eukaryota, Metazoa, Arthropoda, Insecta, Hemiptera, Cicadellidae. Gene Ontology annotation, biological process: SCF-dependent proteasomal ubiquitin-dependent protein catabolic process. Bases 159 to 647 code for a protein of 162 amino acids. Gene Ontology annotation, cellular component: nucleus; cytoplasm. The record is from RefSeq and is a predicted model, not a curated record. Gene Ontology annotation, molecular function: cullin family protein binding. The transcript has 4 exons.
CCUGUUUUCGUUUUCCUCCCUUGUUCGUUCGUAUUCGUGUUCGUAUUCCAUAUUCGUAUUGUAAGCUAUUGAAUAUUGAAUGAAUAGUUAAGAAAAGCAAAAACCUCAAGCAAGAACACCAUCCAAGUAACACAUUUUAGUGUAUUUAUCGUCCUAAGAUGCCUAACAUUAAGCUGCAAAGCUCCGAUGGGGAAGUUUUUGAGGUCGAUGUGGAAAUUGCAAAAUGUUCAGUAACAAUCAAGACUAUGCUGGAAGAUCUUGGUAUGGAUGAGGACGAAGAGGAAGUUGUGCCUCUGCCCAAUGUCAACUCUGCCAUCCUGAAGAAAGUGAUCCAGUGGGCAACCUACCACAAGGACGACCCCCCACCUCCAGAGGAUGAUGAGAACAAGGAGAAACGAACAGAUGAUAUCUCCAGUUGGGAUGCUGACUUCUUGAAAGUGGACCAAGGAACUUUGUUUGAACUCAUUCUGGCUGCCAACUAUCUGGACAUUAAGGGUUUGCUGGAUGUCACAUGCAAGACUGUGGCCAACAUGAUCAAGGGCAAAACUCCAGAAGAAAUCCGUAAAACUUUCAACAUCAAGAACGACUUCUCUGCCAGUGAGGAAGAGCAAGUCCGUAAGGAGAACGAGUGGUGUGAAGAAAAGUGAAGUGAAGGGCAACAAGUUUUUGAAAUUCUUUUUAUACAACUUGUAAUAUUUGAUACACAUUUCAGAAAAAAGUGUGAUAGACAGUAAUCUACUUCUUCAGAAAUUAACACUGCUUUGGCCCAAACAUGGAAGGCCAUGUACUGGUGCAAUUUUCCAGUUUUAUUCUAGAUAAAUUUUGGGUAAUAUUGUUUGAGUGCAACACUUGUAAUGAAAUUUUGUGGGCGCAAUUAUUUUCUUCUCGUAUAUAAUUCAAUGUGACGUAUUAUUAAUAGUUCAUUGUAGUUAAGUCUUUACAAGAUACAUAAUAAUUUGUAAAUAUGACUGUACUAUUUGGAAAAUACAUAAUAUUUAAUUA